Messenger RNA from Drosophila nasuta, 3569 nucleotides. Its product is annotated as putative mediator of RNA polymerase II transcription subunit 26. The transcript has 7 exons. The record is from RefSeq and is a predicted model, not a curated record. The coding region runs from base 482 to 2986 and encodes 834 amino acids. NCBI's taxonomy places the organism in Eukaryota, Metazoa, Arthropoda, Insecta, Diptera, Drosophilidae.
AACGUUGAGCGUUGUGUGACGUCUCUGGCUAAAAUCAGUUAUUACGUAGCCGCCGCGUGUGUGGCAACAGCAGACAGAUAGGCAGACACAACAAGCGCAGUCUAGCGGUCUGUCAACAAGAUUUUACAGACCAACAAACAACUGCAACACUUGUCGCUUAAAAUAAACAACGAGUGCGACAACAGCGACAACUGUAACCUGUGUUUUGUGAGUGAGCGACGCGAAGCGAACGAAGCGAAGCGAAGGUUGCGUGUUUGUUUUGUGAAGAAUGUGCGACUAAGUGCAUAAAAUCCACGAACAGCCAAGAUAAGAGAAACACACAAAACGAGAAAGGAGAAACGGUAACGGGAAACCGAAAAGAAAAGCGUACGGAACAGAAGAAACGUUAAAGCAAACGUCAAAUUCCAGCGGGAUUUAUUAGCGAGCGAGUGGAGCGAAGUCACGGAGGUGGGGGACGAGGUGAAGGCGGGAGGCAGCAGCCAUGACAAGCAUCAAUUGCGUGUGGUUUUGUUUGCUGCUCUGCCACAGCUGCAACAUAUUUGGAUUACUACGUCUCGAGCAACAACAACAACACCAACUCGUAGAGGCUUUGCCCUUUGAGUACUUUGAGGAGCACGAUGAUGACUUUAACUACGACCUGGACGAGGCGCAAUCACAAGCCAAAUACGAUGCACGUCUGCUGUCCGAGCAAAUGCUGAGCGACGCUGAGCUCCAGCAAAGAGCAGACAUCAACUAUAACUCCAACUUGAACGCCAACUCCAACUCGAAAGUUAACGUUGACGCCAACACUAACUUGAAUGGCAACUCUGGCCUGCAGCCUGCAGAGAAUAGAGGCGAGCAGACGGCAGCUGGUUUCGUUGACUCGUCCGCAGCUGAGGAUGACUUGGAGCCGCAUAGUCGAGCUGCGGCUUGCUUUACAAAUGGCCACAAGUACACACACGGACAGAAGGUUCCGCGUUUGGAUGCCUGUGAGGUUUGCCUAUGCAUGGAUGGUGAAAUCUUUUGCUGGUGGGAGAAAUGCGAUAAGACGAAUGUAAAUAGCGCCCCAACGGGAGAUGCUGGUGGAGGAGGCGAAGGAGACUAUUCAGAUCCAUAUCGGCAUGAGACCACAACGCGAAAAUCAACAAAACUGCAUAAAGCGGAGCGGAAAGUUGGCAAGCGGCACAAGCAUCACAAGAAUCAAAAGAAUUUUAAUGACUAUGAAGUUUACCAUAGUCGACAGCAGCAGCAGCAACAGCAACAGCAGCAGCAGCAGGCGAAGGAUUAUAAAAAGCCAGACAUAAAGCAACAAAAACAAAAGAGCAGCACCAUCAACAGCAGCAGCAGCAGUAACUACAAUAUAAUCAAGCAACAUCAACACGAACAGCAGCCAAAGUUGGCAACGUCAACGUCCCAACAACAGCAGCAACAAAAACAGCAGCAGCCAAAGUUGCAGCCACAACUUCAUGUGGCAACUGCAGCAGCUGUUAAUCAGGCAGCAAAGGAAACGCAUUAUCAGCACCAAUUGCCAGCGCCUCAACAACACGAGCAACACGAGCAGCAGCAGCAGCAGCAGCAGCAGACACACCAGCAACAUGAGCAUGAACAACAGCAACAUUUGCACGCCCAUCAGCCGCAUUCGUCCAGCAAGAUUUUAAAUUUCCCCGAAAACUUGCCGGCACUGCUUUACUAUGACUAUAAGACCGAGGAGCAUGAGCAUCAUCAGCAUCAGCAUCAUCAGCAGCACUUGCUGCAUGAAAAGCAGCGACAGCAGCAGCAACAGCAACAGCAACAGCAACUGAAACGGCAACAACAGCAGCAACUGCAAAAGGCGAACCGAGACGUUGAACUCGCCACUGACUUGGGCAGUGAUAAAAACUUUGAUGAGGCGGAAACCGACAGCGAUAUUUUGCCCGAACCACCAACCAAACGACCCACAAAGCCAACAGCAACAACAACAACUGCGUUGACAACUGGCAGCAGCAACAUCGACAACAAUGGCAAUAGCAAAAGCCACAGCAACAGCAACAGCAGCAAUGACAGCAGCAAUAGCAAUAGCAGGGCGACAACAAUAGCUGUGGCAACAACAAUUGAAAUGAUGACAACGCCGCGUAGCGAACAUGCUGUCACUGUUCUGGCCAUGGCCAAUACAAAUACAAAUACAAAUCAGCAACAGCAGCAGCAUCGUGUUGAGGAAAUUGAGGACACUGACGAUGCAUUUCAUCGGUGGCUGACAUCGACGGAACUGAAUGUUGACAGUACAAACACGCUUGACGAUAACUUGCCAGCAGUUGUUGUUGAGCAGGAAACGCCAGCAUCAACAAUAAUCGAUGAUGUUGGCGUUAACAGCAGCAGCAGCAGCAACAACAACGGAGGGAGCAAUAGAAUUGCUGUCAAUCCGAAAGACAAUGGCAACAGGCACGGCAACAACAUAGCUGACAAUGCGGAUGCUGUGUUCUUUCGUAGCUCCUACAAUGAUUACAGCAGUGAAUUCAAUGGCAGCGUUGUCAAUAUUGACAUUACACUAACUGCAGUCGAUGUGCAUCCACAACGACCACAUCAGCAGCAACAGCAGCCGAAAGCUGCUGCCAUCGGGCAAACGGAUUUAAUUGCAAAUGACAACCAAACGUCAGACGUUCACGCUGCUGAAAGACAACCAACAAUGGAGCCAGCAACAGCAACAGCAGCAGCAACAGCAACUACAACACUGUUGCCGCAUGUGGCCAUCAGCAGCAGCAGCAGCUCUGGCAGCAGCAAUCAGCACAACGUGCCGCCCUACACGUUGACAACGAUUAUAACAACAACGCCAUUGGCAACGGGGCGUAUGUGCAAUGUGUUGGGCAAAUUGUAUAAAAUUGGAGAAAUUCUACCGCAGGACACCGGCAACUGUUUGCAAUGCAUUUGCACCGAUGCCGUGACACCUGAUGAGCUGCCCAGCGUCACCUGCAGUCCGCACAAUUGUCCGCCGCUCGUUCUGCCCGAUCUGUUUGAUGCCACCGGUUACUGAGGCUACGGGUUUGUGCUGUAAGUUGCAUCCAUUGGCGCAAGAAAUAAUUCGAAAAGCGAAAUAAAAAUUACACACAAAAGAAAAACAGAAAAUGCAUAACGAAAAUUAAAUGGAAAAUAUGUAUGUAGAGUAUAUAUAUUUAAUUGAAUUUUAAUUGGACUUGAAUAAUUGUGGGCAUACAUUAAACUGUUCAACUGCAGCAAACACAACUCGCAUGGAACUAAUUAAACAAAAAUACACAAGAACACACACACACAAACACAGAGACGAAGAACUCAAACGCUCAACUAACUCAGCAGUCGCUACAUAAAUUUAUGGAUUUCAAUGUAAAGCCCUCCCUGUAUCAUGAGUGCUAUUUCACACUCACUAAAACAAAUACUUACAAACCUAUCAACAGUAGAUACUCACACACACACACACACACACACAUAAGCACACAUGGUCAGACAUACACAGAUGGAUUUGUGUGCGUGUGUGCAGAAGUGGAACAGAGAGCAAAUUGCUGAGAGCAAAUUCUAGUUUUUAAGCUGAAUGUUUAUGCAUUUUACAACAAAAGAAAAGGAAACACACAAAAAAAAAAUAA